Molecule: messenger RNA, 1475 nt
Organism: Guyanagaster necrorhizus
Lineage: Eukaryota; Fungi; Basidiomycota; Agaricomycetes; Agaricales; Physalacriaceae
Exons: 4
Coding region: 248-1075 (275 amino acids)
Source: RefSeq, a predicted model, not a curated record
UCAGUUUGUUCGGAAUUUCUCCCAGCCUUCUAUCUAUGAUCCAUACGAUUAAAUUUUGUGGCAGAACAUCCCUGGUCCCUGCAGACUGGAUAUUUAACGAAAAUACGACUCAUCUCGUCUUUAAAGCUCUUGGCAAUGUCGAGAAUUCGUCAUUGAAGACGCUAAGAUUCCUCAACUGACAGGCAUUAUUUCCCUCUCUUCCGUUUUCCCAUCCCAGCCACACAUAAAGCGUCUCACCUUUGACGCCAUGAGUAUAAAAAGUGCCGACGACUUUUACACCUUGCUAUGCGCCUUUCCCUCUGUCAAAUAUCUAACUUUCGGUUUCGUUUCGUUUCCUCAAUCGAUACUGGCUGCUUUCCCUUCACCACCGCAAGAAUUGCGUCUCGAAACAUUGGACCUCCGGUUCUACUAUAAUUUCAUUCAUUCAGCGAUGCCAUUCCUACAAGAAGGACUCUCAGAAAUUCUCGAGGACUUGAAGCACCUGCGCGUUGCACACAUGACGAAUCGCGAGCUUCAGCUCGUCAAACUUAUUCUUUGUCAAACCCGCGAGUCCCUCAUCAGCGCAUACAUUGGCCCUAUGAUGCUUGGCAACGCUGAAUCUCAACAGCACACCAAUGACCCCAUCCUUCUUCUAUCUCUUAGUCAUGUUAAAUAUCUGACAGUCGUCAUCGGCGAAACCGAUCCGUAUACCUCUACUCAAAUACUGGAUAGAGACCUUCUAGAGACCUUCUCCACAGAUGACGAAAACUUCAAGUUGAAGGAGUUCACAACAAAUCUGAAGGUUCACGUCGAACGAUCAGAUUCCUCUUUAUCGGCAUCUUUUCCCUCAGUGGCGCAGUGGUCAGCACUGGACGCUGCCCUUUCCCGCUCUCAAAUGAAGGAACUUUGCGGAGUCAACCUAAACCUCACCGUCGACUCAGGGUCUGGAUAUGAUCCCCAAUUGGAGACCCUCUUCGCUCGCGUGAGGGGUAUAAUAGAGGAUAGUUGCAAAUCGUUGAUGAGUCGUGAUCUCCUACGAAUUUCUAAAUACUGCAGCGAUAUCGAAAGCGCCACAUUCUCUAAGAAAGACCGUUAAGACGGUCUCCAAAUUGACGUUGAUCGCGGGACAGACAAUACGGACGUGAUGUUGGCAGAGUCUGUCAGCCUGGAGAAGUAUCGUCCAAAUGUGAUCUCAUACCGCCACUCAGAUGCCAGUGAGCGGGAAGAAACUCGAGCGCCACUGGAAACUCUAUCCAUCUUCUGUGGCAAAGAUGAACAGUUUGCGUUCAAGCGUGUAUUCUCAAGGUUGGUGGAGAUGACGAAUCCUGCAUAUAAUGCACGCUGGGGACCUGGGGGAAGGACCUGGGAAGGAAGCAGUGUGGUAGCUGGUUAUGGAGGGGCAUAUCGUUCUAGCGAGCUCCAGUUUCUACCUGGUACAGUUGCCCAGCACAUCAAGGGAGAGGGUCCAUUGGGUGGCAGAGAGGCACUGGAGUGUC